This is a messenger RNA of Cuculus canorus (common cuckoo), 6981 nucleotides long. RefSeq names its product complement C6 (gene C6). The record is from RefSeq and is a predicted model, not a curated record. The coding region runs from base 523 to 3345 and encodes 940 amino acids. The transcript has 18 exons. Gene Ontology annotation, molecular function: protein binding. Gene Ontology annotation, cellular component: membrane attack complex. Gene Ontology annotation, biological process: immune response. Lineage: Eukaryota; Metazoa; Chordata; Aves; Cuculiformes; Cuculidae.
CUGACCGUUCCUGCCACAAGACCAGGCCUGCCUUCAUUAACGGAUAACAAAAACAAACAAAACCUCCGGCAUUUCAUUUCAGAGGCUGCAGCAGACUACGUCACAGUCACAUUGAUCUGCAAAGUUGACUGACUUUGAAGCCAACAAUCUUACAAUAAGUUAAUAAAGAAGCUUUUUUGUUUGCUUCAGUGCAAACAAGGCAUACAGAGAAGUCCUUUGUGUUUGUUUGUUUGGUUUUUUUCUUUAGAGGUUAAAUUAGUCUACCUUGUACUUACAUUCAUAUGGCCGUUGAUGUGCUUCUAAUGUAUUGAUUAGCUGGUGUUUUGCCCUCAAAAGAGAAUAAACAGCAUUUUCUAUGUACAAUAUAGUGAAGGAAUGAACAAAGGAAUUAAGGGAGUCCUGUAGGGCUUCAUCUGUUUUCCAAGCUGGCACCAUUGCUGCAAGGAGCCAGGAACUCAGGAAAUUCAGAUGACCUUUGAGUGAUAGUUUCCUGAGCUUCUUUUACUGGUCCGUGUGCUGCAGAUGGACAACUUCAGUACAGAAAAAGCUAUGUUAAUGCACCUGAUCCUGCUGAGCGUGCUGACUGAGAGCAGCCAGGCAUGCUACUGUGAACACUACCCAUGGGGAUCAUGGUCUUCCUGUUCACAAACCUGCAAUUACGGCACACAGACCAGGCAUAGGCAAAUAAGAGUGGAUGACUAUUAUAGACAAAACUUCUGUGACCAGCUGUGUACAAAGCAGGAAUCACGUGUAUGUAAUCAGCAAACGUGUCCCAUCAACUGUCAGCUUGGAGACUUUGGCCCUUGGUCAGAAUGUGACCCAUGCAUUAAAAAACAAUUUCGUGUCCGAACACUACUGCGACCAUCUCAAUUUGGGGGUCAGGCCUGUACCGAGCCGCUGGUGGAUUCCCGCCCAUGCUUCCCAGCUAAGCUCUGCAAAAUAGUGGAAGUUGAUUGCAAGAAUAAAUUUCAGUGCGAAAGUGGUCGCUGUAUUGCAAAAAAAUUAGAAUGUAAUGGAGAAAAUGACUGUGGGGACAACUCAGAUGAAAGAAAUUGUGGGAGGAAAAAGACCGUGUGUAACAGAAAGUAUGAGAGCAUUCCAGGUGUGCAAUUAAUAGGCAGUGGAUUUCACCUUCUGGCGGGAGAGAGCCGAGGGGAAGUCCUUGGCAACUCAUUCAAUGGAGGACAAUGCACGACCGUGAAGCGCAAUGAGACAAGGAAAUCAUAUCGAGUUCCUGCAAACCUGGAGGCUGUCAGUUUUCAGGUAAUAGACGAAGAGGAUGAUGUAAUAUCAGAUUUCUACAAUGAUUUAACUCCUCUGAGUUAUAGUGAUCAUGGAGGUAGUUCAUCCAGUCAUGGUUCUCGAGGGUCUUCUGGUAUCCCAUUUUUAUUUUCAAGAAAGACACGGGUUAAAGUCACUUCAUCUUCCUCCUUCAAGAAAGCCAUUGAAGCCUCAUAUGAAAAGAAUUCCAACUUCAUUAGAGUCCAUAAAGUCAUUUCUGUUGCAAACUUCACAAUGAAACAGUCAGAUCUGCAGCUUUCAGAUGUCUUUCUAAAAGCGCUUAAUCACCUACCCCUGGAAUACAAUUACGCUUUAUACAGCAGAAUAUUUGAUGACUUUGGCACUCAUUACUACACCUCUGGGAAGAUGGGUGGUUCCUAUGACAUCCUUUACCAGUAUAGCUCUGAGGAACUGAAGAACUCAGGACUGGCAGUGGAUGAAUCAACGGAGUGUGUUCGAACAGAAACAACAAGGCGUGUGUUCUUCCGGAAGAAAAAGAAAGUCAGUACCAGAUGCACCACGAACAGGAUGACUGUGAAGCAUGAAGGUUCCAUUUUGGAGUCAGCGGAACGGUCAGUCUCCCUGGUAAAAGGUGGCAGGUCAGAGUACGCAGCAGCUCUGGCCUGGGAGAAAAGAGGGGCUUUUCCUGGACACGCAGCCUUCACAAACUGGCUGGAAUCAACAAAGGACAAUCCAGUGGUGAUUGAUUUUGAGGUGUCUCCCAUUGUGGAUUUGGUGAAGGAUGUGCCAUGUGCCGUGACCAGACGUCGCAACAUGAGGAGAGCCCUGAGAGAAUAUGUGGACAGGUUUGACCCUUGCCAGUGUGCCCCGUGCCCCAACAAUGGCAAGCCUGUGUUUUCCGGGACGGAAUGCCUCUGCCUGUGCCAGGCUGGCACCUACGGCCAAAACUGUGAGAAACGAGCUCCGGGUUACAAAUCAGUUGCUGUAGAUGGCCGCUGGGGUUGCUGGUCUGAAUGGAGUUCAUGUGAUGCUUCCUUCAAAACAAGAAGGACCCGUGAGUGUAACAACCCCUCCCCAAUGAACGGCGGGAAGCCCUGUGAAGGUGAAUGGAAAGAGGAGGAGGACUGUUAUGUCUCUGUGUUCGCGGACAGUGGUGCUCCUUGUAUAAAUGAUGAUGAAGCCAGGAAAGAAGAGGAUGUCUUGAUCGGUGAACCUGAGUCUGGAUGCUCCAGGCCUGAUCCACCAGAAAAUGGUUUUAUCAGGAAUGAAAAGAACUGGUAUGCUGUGGGGCAAGAAGCCGAAAUUGCCUGUAUGAGUGGACAUGUCCUCAGUGGCUAUCAAUUCCUUCGGUGCCUGCCAGAUCAAACCUGGAUGCAGCAACCUGUGGAAUGUCAACCCUCAGUAUGCCUCAGGCCAUCAACAUCUGAUAUGGUCACAAUUUCCCCAUUUAAGCAACAGUACAACAUCGGUGAGACCCUGAAGCUGAGCUGCCAAGCUGGGUUUAUAGUCACUGGUCAAACACAGUAUACAUGUGGGAAAGACCUGUCCUGGACACCUCCAAUUUUGAGAUCCAUUACAUGUGAAAAAGAUGUGCAAUCUAAAAUCAGAGGUGUUUGCAAUCCAGGACAAAAGCAGGUUGGAUCUCAGUGUGUUUGCAUGUCUCCAGAAGAGGAUUGCGGGCAUUUCUCAGAAGACAUCUGUGUGCUACACUCUGUUUCUGAACAGAAUGUGACCAGGCCCAGCUGUCAGUACUCAGCUGAAAUGUGCCUUGGAGAGCAGUCAUUUCAUUUCUUGCAUGCUGGUCCUUGCCACGGUGAUGCCAACUUAGACUGGGCUAUUGAAAGGGCAAAGCUAUCUACAAAGAGCUUGAAGAAAGUGCCCUGUGGCUACGACACCUGCUAUGACUGGGAGGAAUGUCCAGUGACACAGACCCAGUGCUCCUGCCUGAUGCCUUACCAGUGCCCCAAAGAACAGCACCACCUUCACUGCAUCCAGAUGGAGUCAACGGGGAGGAGGAGGACAGUCAGUCUUUGCGUGCUGGCAGCCAUGAAGUGUGCUGGGAUCAAACUGAAGGUGCUGGAGCAGGGAAACUGCCUGGCGUAACACAUCAGCUCUUCUGGCAGCCACCACAAUUACCCUGCUGUGACCAGGCUGAGCCAGCCUAGGGAAAACCCAACUGGUUAUGAAAGUGCAAGUAGAUCAAAAACAAAGGAUGAAGAAAAAAAUAAAGGAGAAUUCAUUUAACAGAUUUAUGGGAGAAGGAUGGCAGAGGGCUGUUACAUUUGGCCUGAAAAUUAUCUGGGUUGUGGGGUAAAAGGACUGCUCUCGCUGCUUGUAACUCUGUGGAUAAACAAAGGGAAGGAGGGGAACAGACGAGAAGGGAGAAAGAGGAGCAUGGCCUCUGGUCUUUCCUGGUGCUGGAUGAGACUUUUUUUCAGUCAUUUGUUGCUCUUUUCCUGCACUUAUCUCUUCUGUGCACUCUGGUCAUCUCACUGGCUGAGUACCGGCUGUUAUCACCCAGGCAGGCAGAAUUCAGCAUCGUUACACAUUCCCUCUGACACCUUAUGGGGUCAUGAAGUAGGCGCCUGUCUGGGCACUCACGGUAUUAAUCUCGGGAGAAAUAUGAAAUACUGAAUAUUGCAAAUAUGCAACGAUUGACUGGAGUUUUAAAGACAGUGAGAUUUUAAAUCAGAGUAACUGAAUGAAGGAAAUGUUUGCUUUCCAGGUUAGUUUGCUAGUUUUGCCACUUAGGUGCUGCAGGGGAAUUUUUAUGGUACCCCUCGAGGCGAAUUGAACACAUGCUUGUGCAUAAGUAUAAAAGAAAAAAAUAAUAAACAAUGCAUUGGGCAGAGUCCUAUGACAAUACUACACACAUCUACACGGAAUCUGCAAUGAUGCAUCCUAUGCAGAUUCCUUAAAUACACUUGCACCAGCACCAGUCCUGAGAGUAGUCGCAUGGGGCAUGUCAUCCCGGCUGUGGGUUCAUCUCCUAGCUCAGCUCUGCUGUCCAGAGAUGGCCCCUGAGCCUGGGUCCCUGCGUGCUUCCAUUCCAGGAUGGCUACAAGACGAUGCUGAGGGUGUUUCUUUUCUCCUUACCAAGGGAAGGUUGCAAGGAGUUGGUCUUUCUCUGGUAUUUCUACUUCCAGCCAGUUUAACCCCUUCUUGUAGUCAGGCGUUCUUGCCCUUUGUGCCAGAUCAUCCCUUAGUCACAAAUCACCACUGCUGAGCAGUUAAAAUCAGAAUUUCCCCUUCACCACUCAGAAUUUUACAAACCUGACGACUAGAAACCUGCUUUCCAUGAAGGGGAAAGCUGAAAGUCGCUUUCUUUCACCAGCAGUCUGCAGAACAAUGAAAAUCAGGAAUAAAUAAGAAGAAUGAAAAGUGUCCAUUGAUGAAUAACCUACUCUAUAUGUAAGUGUUACACCUCACCAUGGUCUGGGCAGAGUCAGUUGAGAGCUGGAAGUUGACUGGAUGUGAAAUGCUUAAUUUUUUUCCAAGGAGACUUAAGACCCUUAUAUUUAGGACAUUGCCAAGCUCACUAGAUCAGCAGCUAGUCUCAACUGGAUGGAGCUCAAGGAAAAGAAGCAAUUACUCCUGAUGUUAAAAACAAUAAAACAUUAUGUUUUCUUGCUCAAAAUGUGUAGUAAAAAUGAUUAUAAAGAACCUCAGAUACUUUUGCCUUUGUAGUUCUAUAGUUCUUUCUUCCAACUGAAGAUAUGUGCUAAUGCUCUCUGAUGGUCUGGGAGAGGGUUGCAAAUUUGAUUGUCUCCAGGUUGGUUUUUAAUGCCUUUAUUUCUUCUUAACGAUUGCAUUCUGUGAGGGAGUAAUCACUCACAAUGGCUAUGUAUGCCUUCUGCACCCUUAACAAGCAAUGAUUUCUUCCUCCUGACCCUCUAAACUUAAUACUGGCUUUUCAUUACAUGACACUGAUUCCAGUGUGACUGUCUAGCCAUGUUUCUGAUAGGAGGAACUAUUUUUCCUUGGCACUUCUUACCACAAAUUAGCAGAAGAAGUUACUUCCUGGCAGACAAAAGGCAGCUGAGAGCUCCCUGGCUGCCCUUGUUUCUUCAGCGUUCUCAGUGCAAGUGUUCAUGUUAAGAUUUGCAUUGUUCUCUUCCUGAUGGGAAUAACUGAUGUAGUUUCUUUUUUACAGCUGAACAUUAUGGCACAGACUGGAGACAUCAUCUGCAACUCAGUAAUAAGGUAGUUAUUCAGCCAUAAACUGAAUCUAGAGGGAAUCUUCAGCUUGCUGAAAUCAGUAGGAAUUUUGCUAUUGGCUUCAGUAGAGUCAGGAUUGCACUUGCGAGGACUUUGGGUCUGUUGUUCUGCUCUGUCACGGGGUCCCCAACCCUCACAUCAAACACUACAGAUCUUUAAUGUUUCCUGCAACAGCUAUUUUUCUCUUGGAUAAGCUCUCCUCUUCUACUGUGAUAUUAGGUAAUGAUAAAGUUUUCUUGUUCACUGUCUCUCCUUUGCCAUUGUAAGCUCCAAGUAAUGUUACCUCUCUUGAUUGAUCAUUGCCUUGGGUCAUAAAUUAUAAUUGGAGAAGAUGAAGCAAACCUGGUCUGAAUCUGUCAGGGUAACCAGGGUCACAGACACCUUACUGAUUCUCAGAGGACAGCUUUCUUGGUAAUUCAGCUUUUCUAUUACACAGAAAAAUCCCACCUAUUUGUUCUUAAUAUCAGAAAGGAGGCAUUAUCCAAAAUGAAUAUAAUGAGUCUUUUCACCGACAUAAAGUUCCAUACGACACCCCAGCAUAUCGAAUUUUUCACUAGCACAAAAAGAUGUGAAGUGUAUGUAGAAUACACUUACCACAGUGAGACAGCUGAGGCACAAUUCAAUGGCUGAACAAUUAGCAUCUGCUCUUGUAGGCUUCUGUAUAAAUAGUUAUUGCAAUAGUAACAAAGAAUGCAAAAAUUUGACCAAAUAUAGAAGAGAACAGAACAUGUACAUAUUGUGUCUCUUACAAUGUUUAUCCUUAUGCAGCCUCAGAAAGGGACAAUUCAGAGUUCGCUCCAAGAAUUUGAAUAUAAAGUGGAUAUCUAGGUUUGAAUAGUAGUCAACAUGCUUUUGCCAAUGGGACACUGCUUAGUUACAGCAAUUACUCUUUCUUAUUACAGCUUAGAUAGAAAACAUCUUUGAGUCCUGCUGUCUUUAUUUCAGUUGCUAUGUGAACUGAAGAAUUUGGUGCAAAUGCGACUGUGACUAUUAAAUUCAUGCUAGAUGCCUUGAGCACAGCAGAAGAUGAGUACCAGAGAUUCUGCUAGUGCCACUUUCCCACUGAGUGAUAAACCAGAUGUGAUCUCAACUAGUUUUUCCCACGAGGUUCCUGCAGAGCUCACUGCUGGGCUUGUACUCCAGGUGGUGCAGGGUUGCAUCUUCAGCAGCAGCAUAGUUUGUUUCAUUCAUGAUAGCUCCAGCUCAACCUUAUCAGUUUAUGUAUUUAGAGGAAGAGGUCCAUCACGUUUCUCCUCAACAAGAGAUCCCUGAGCAAUAGGUUUUGGCUUGUUGCUACAGAAAACGAAGGCUUCAGCUGUACUUGUAGCAGAACUGACUUGACUCUGCUGGUAGGAUGUUAUGGGAUAAAGAUGCUAAAAAUAACACUGUUUAUAAGUUAAAACUUAACUAGAUUUAAUAAACCCCUGUUCAGCAUUGUCAGUUUUUCUAUAAGGAAUCUUCCAAGUGGUUCCCAAAGCUCUGUGUGUGUUCAUGUGUGAGCGUGUGUGAAGAUUUCUGACA